AUGACUUUCUCACAUGCUCUUAUGCUCUACUGCCUCCUGGCUUUGUUGCAACCAGUUGAGGAGAGAUUGAGCGUGCAGUGCCGAGCAAACUCUACGUUUGCAAGCACUAGCUUCCAAACCUUGAGGAACAUUCCCUUACUGGCGAAUGGAACUGUGUCUCCAUCUACCGGAGUGAUUCCGAUUGGAAGCAGCCUUCUGUUACUUUGUAACAAAGGAUUUCGUCUUACCGGGCCUGGAUCGCCCGUGCCCAAAUGCUUGUCCAGCUGCUCGUUCGAGCUGGGGAUGACGUGCGAGAUGGUUCGAUGUCCUCCUUUCGUUGACGCGUUCGGGGACAGCGCGCUCAUGAACCGAUCUCUGCUCUAUGGCGAGUCCAUGACCGUCACCUGCAAACCGGGGUACAGGAGCUCUGCCUCCCUACCGACAGGCGGCUUUCCUUGCUCCACGUCAUACACCAAGCUCUGCUCGGAGACGGGGCAGCUUGAGGAUGCGAGCACGCACUGUGUCCCUGUGACUUGCCCGCGAUACGACGCUGGCAGCGACUCGUUGAAAUGUCUCACCAGCGACUGCGGACCAGCUGAAGGAACCAUCAUCGCCGCGGUCACCGACCCUGCUCCUGCCACCUUCACCAGCACCAAGGAAAUCGUAUGCAAUGCAGGAUACGACAGAGUUGAUGCCGGCAAGUCGCCGAGAUGCAACGAAACCUGUCAGUACAGCAACAACUCUCAAGCGUGCAGACCGCUGUCAUGCCCGCUGCCUGACCUGACAGGGUUUCGGAUGGAGUUCGAGCAAGGCGUGACAGGGUCGAUUCCUUACUUGUCGACCGUGUCGCUAUCCUGCUUUCAAGGGUUUGUGUUCCAGUCAUCCUCCGGCCUCAGCUGCGUCAGGAGCAGGACCCUCACUUGCUCGCUGGUGGACGGGAGCAGAACGGAGCUGACGCCUGCUAUCAGUACCUUGUCUUGCUCCCCCUUGACCUGCCCCCCUCUCAACCUCAGCCAUGCCCAGUACAGCAAGUUGCAGGAUCCCAUGUACGGGCAGACGGUCGAUGUGGUCUGUGACAGAGGAUACGCGCUACCCUCAUCUGGUUUGACCUGCGACAAAGUCUCCUCCUUCACAGCACAGUGUUUUGAUUGCUCCUUUCGGCUCAAGGGUGACGGCAGUCCAGUCAGCUGCAAUCGGGCCCCUUGUCCUGCCUUCCCUCACUCGAUCCUCAACGGUCAUCUUGCCAGGGCUGGCGUCAUUUAUCCCGGGGAGACGACGAAGAUUGACUGUGAGGUCGGCACUCAGCUGGGGCAGGGAGGGGAGACGAGUUUGACAGUCUCCUGCCUCUCCAACUGCUCUUGGGACCUUCAAAGGGACGUGACCUGCUACAGGAAGAUGUGCCCUGCUCUUGUCCUGCCUGCCAACAGCCAGAUCGAGAGGGCAGUGUCCUACACAUCCAGCGCGAUUGAAUAUGAUGCGGUGACGAAAGAACUGAAGAUGUACCACAACGAUUCAAUCAUCGUGAAGUGCAACAGCGGAUAUAUGGUUGACGCUCGACCGGACGAUGCUAGGUUCUGUAAGACAACUUUCAACCUCUCUUGUUUCAACGGCUCUUUCGUCGGGAUGUCAAAAUGUGUUCCCUACCAGUGCGGCUGCGGUUUUGGUCUCCCCUGCGAGCGUUUCAAUCAAGAUACCAACGCUCUUCCUCUGCCCUCCUAUGUCGACUCAGGAAAACUUGUGGAAGUUCGGUGCAAGGAUGGAUAUCGGGCGGCUCAGUCUGGGAGCAAGUAUGCAACCUGCAGCGACCCUUCAGGCUACAGCCUGUUGUGUUCGGAUUGCUCUUACAACUCAACGUCAAUGAGGAACCAAGUCAGCGCGAGCAGGAACUCUAGCUCUGACAGUGCUGGAGUUGUUCCUGUUGACUCGACUAUCCUUGUUGUCUGCGAUGAGGGAUUCCGAGCAAUGGGCUCUCAGUCUCGUCAGACGACGGUCAAGUGCACGUCUACUUGUCAGUUCAACGUGACUCAGGCUUGUCUUCCUAUCUUCUGCAACUCGUCGACGAUAAAAGACGGGAAAGCUAUCCCAACCAAUAACAGCUCCCUUGUUCAACACAACACGGAGGUGUUUGUUUCUUGCAACCAAGGGUAUCACGUGCCUGGCCCUUCAAGUUGCAACACGAAUUACACAGCCUUGUGCUACGAUGGGAUGUUUGUUUCCAGCAAGACCUGCGUUGCUAUCACAACCUCGGAUUGUGGCUGCGGCAUCGGAGCAUGCAGGCAGUAUCAGCUCAGGACGGGAGAGCUGAAUGUCUCUCCCAACAUCUCCAUCAGCCAUGGCUCCCUCGCCCGCGUCGAGUGCGCGCCAGGGUUCAGAGCGUCUCCUGUCUCCAGUUCAACUCCGCCGACCUGUCAAGCAUCCCGUGAGUUCAACUUCACGUGCAACGACUGCAAACUUGAGACGGACAUGGCGUGCUCGCCUGCUGUCUGCCGCUUCUACAAUGGGAGUGAUCAGGCUGUCACCUUAUCCUGCCCCUUCGGUUUCCGCGCCUUCUCCUCUGACAGAGGCUCCUCCUCCUCCUACACCGCCACCUGCAGUGACACCUGCUCCUUCCUACCCUCGUCAACGGACGUCUGCAGGCCCAUACGAUGCCCUCCACUCUUCCUUGGGAAUCUUUUUGCCUCCUCUAAUCAGUCGCAGCUCGCUGCCCUCUACCACGGGGACUCGCUCAACGUCUCUUGUCUCCCCGGCUAUCAGAUCCAGGGCUCCCGCUGCCAGACCUGGAGGACGGUGACGUGUCAGGACGGACAGCUCCCGUCGGUAGCGUGUGAGGCUAUCGCAUGCAAUUGCAGCGCCUCCACCUGUAGAGGCCCCGAGGAUGAGGGAGCGUUGACAGUCAAUCUCUCCUCCCCUCUCCUCAACAGAGGACGGACCAACGUCACCUGCAAGGAAGGCUUCCGAGCUGCUGCUUCCAACGCCUCCUCCUCCUCCUGCUCCCUUCCCCGCUGGUACCCUGUGGAGUGCGUCGACUGCUCGCUGCAGACGGCUGCCAGCUGCAAGAGGGUGAGCUGCGGGCCAGUUAGGAUGGUUGGAGCAGAGGCAAGGGUUCUGGCUGACCCAGUCAGUGGUGAGGUCCUCUACAACGAGAGCGUUACAUACUCCUGUCCUCUUGGGCACAGGCUGUACGACAGGAACGCCGACUCGUCCUCCUCCAUCACGUUCCACUGUGAGGCAGACUGCAGCUACACCAACUCCUCCUCCUCGCUCUCCUCCUCCUCGUCUUCGCUCUCCUCUUCCUCCUCCUCCAUCUGCUACAGGGUCAGCUGCGAGGAGCUGACCGCUCUCCCCAACGCCAGCGUGAAGGCGACAGGAGGAGGGAACCUGACCGGCCUGCUCUUCGGUGACGAAGUGGAGGUCACGUGUGACGGUCAGCUCGUUAGCCUCCAGCACCUCCAGCAGGGCCGCUGCGUCCGUCAGUGGAACGUCUCCUGCAACGACCAGGGUAAGUUCGACAGGAGCGGCUGCUCCCUCCCAACCUGCGAGUGCGGGGGAACAGCCUGCGGCCUGCUGUCCCUGCCGUCUCUGCACGUGAACCUCUCUAGCCUCCCCGCUCCUCUCCUCCCCAGCGGCGGCAGCGUGUACGCCCGCUGCCCACAAGGGUACCGAGCAACGAGUCCCAACAACUCCAGCAGCUCCUGCUCCGACGAUGCCCAGGUGCUACUGGGGUGUCGGAACUGCUCCGUGGCUGCGGACAAGAUCUGCGCUCCCGUCCUCUGCUCUCUCAGCUUUCAGGACGACAACUUGAUAUGGAUCAACUCCUCCUCCUCCUCCUCCUCCUCUGCCUCCGCAGUCUUCCAACAGGUCAUCGCCUUCACCUGCAGACCUGGCUUCCGCCCAGCCAGCUCUUCGUGCUCCUCUCAACGCUGCCCCGCUCGAUCGCCGAACUCAUCCUUUCUCACAUGCCAGCAAGACUGCCAGUUCGCUCCCCCGUCCCCUCGCUGCCUUCCAGUCACCUGCAACGUCUCGGAUCUGGCAGUACCCCGAGGGAGCAUCUCGGACGGGAGGCAGGUGUAUCGAUCGGGAGAGAACCUGACUGUUGUCUGCGAUGCUGGGUACAUGUCGGAGGAGAACUCCAGGAUCAACAGUAAGUGCGACAAGAGCUUCACCGCCGUCUGCAACCUCGAUGGUACUUGGAGCGCUGCUUCAAGGUGUUCCGCGAUCAGAUGCAACGUCAGUUACUACAGGGCAAGCAAGUUGGUCGAACUAGGAGGGAAGUUGGACUGUGGGAAGGGAUACAUAUCUGACGUGGAGGACGCGUUGGUCUGCAAGGACGAUUGUUCGAUCAACAGCACGUUGCCCUGCCGGCCGAGAGAAUGUCCAGUUGUUGAGGUCACAAACGCGUCUGUGGUGGGAAGAAACGGAUCUCUGAAUGUCUUGUUCGGCGAUCUUGUGACGUACAAGUGCAAUGAUGGGCUUGUUGUGUCAAGACAGUUUGAGAUGUUUGCAAAGAACAACUGCAGUGAUGAAUUCACUGUCAUGUGUCAGGACAAUGGCACCCUCCAACUUGUCUCCUCCUUCACUUCAGUCUGCCUGCCACCGUCCUGCCCACCCUACUUCACUCUGGACAGUCUCGUUGAGAUCAGCAACAGCACCACAAGCUCUGCUGCCUUCGGUUCAACGAUGAACUUGACAUGUCGGCAAGGGAGCAGGUUUGACUCGAGCCCAACCGUCGCAUCGGCUGCUGUCACGUGCGGAGGAGAAGGAGAGGGCAGAUGCUCGUGGAGCAAGGCCCCAAGAUGCGUUCCCAUCACCUGCAGAUACUCUCCUCCUGCAAACUCCCUUCUUCUGGACGUGAACGCAACGUUGAGGGAGCACCCCAUAGGAUCGAGGGUGGCGGGAAAAUGCAUUGACGGGUAUCAGACGACGGCAAGCAGCAACUGCAGCAGCGACUUCGAGAACGUUUGUCAGCAGACGGGAGAGUUCUCAAGUACCCAAUGCCUUCCAGCUUUUUGCCCUCCAUACUCCCAGCAGCUCAGGACGUUUCUCAGCUCCUUCAACGAGGCAGCGCUGGGGCCGUUCGUCCUCCCUCCCUCUCCUCUUCUCAACUCGAGUUACAACACCUCCCUGCUCCUUUCUUGUCCCCUUGAAGCGCUUCCUCUCAACGUCGCGACCGGGCAGUUCCUCCCGUCUCCGUUCCCCGUCUCGUGCUCGCCCGCGUGCAGCUGGGACAGGAUCGUCGUUUGUAAGCUCAUCUCCUGCUCUCUUGACAACCUGCCGCUGCUGCAGGCCGCCGGUUUCAACGUCGAGCAAGGAGAGGUAGUCGACGGCAGAGUGUCAGUCCGCUACAACCACUUCCUCAACCUGUCCUGUGGGGAGGGGGAGGAGGUGGUUGAGAGCGCAGGCAACUUCAUCGUCCCUGACCUUCCCGGUCUUGGUUACAUCAAUGUCUACGUGCGGCAGACGUUCUCAGGCGGUCACCUGGCGAUCGGACGCGAGCCUGGUUCUUGA
Guillardia theta CCMP2712 is the source of this 5484-nucleotide messenger RNA. RefSeq lists its product as hypothetical. The transcript has 21 exons. The record is from RefSeq and is a predicted model, not a curated record. Lineage: Eukaryota; Cryptophyceae; Pyrenomonadales; Geminigeraceae. The coding region runs from base 1 to 5484 and encodes 1827 amino acids.